CAUGUGACCGAAACCAGUCAUGGAGGAACCGCAUCAAAUUCAUCUGACCUACAUCACUGAACGCAUCAUCACCAUAUCCUGCCCCCCUGGAUGUCCAGAUGAGAUCUACCUGCCAAACCUGCAGGAGAUUAUUCUCAUGCUGCAGUCCAAGCAUGGAAGCAACUACAUGCUCAUCAACCUCUCGCAGAAGAAUGACACUCUCACCCGAAUUAACCACAAGGUUUUGGACACAGGCUGGGUGGACCUCCUGGCUCCUAACCUGAAUCAGAUCUUCGGCGUGUGCACAACGAUGGAGAACUGGCUGCAAUCGCAUCCGAAGCAUGUGCUGGUUUUACACUGCAGGGGAGGUGAAGGCGUGCUCGGAGUUCUGGUGGCUUCCUACAUCCACUUCAGCAACAUACUAGCCAGUGCAGACCUUUCUCUCGACCACUUUGCCAUGAGGAGGUUCUACAAUGACAAGCUGUCCGCUCUGAUGACCCCCUCGCAAAAGCGGUAUGUGUGGAUGCUGGGCAGCAUGUUGAAGGGGGGACUGAGGAUGUAUCCCUAUCCAUCUUUCCUCCUCUGUGUUGUUCUUCACGGUCUUCCCAAAGUAAGACCAGAUGGAGGAUGCUGUCUCUUCCUGAGAGUCUACCAGAGUCUACACGCUGUUUGCACAUCAGCAGUCUACCACGUUAACGCAGUCCAGACGGAAAAGCUCUACAUUGUCCUCCAGCCGGCUCAGCUGCUCAAGGGGGACAUCAUGGUGGUUUGUUAUGACAAAAACAGCCAGUCAGCCAGCCGUCAGGCCAUCUUCCGUCUGCAGUUUCAUACGGGCCUCGUACAUGGACACACCCUCACUUUCUUCAAGGCGGACCUGGACUGUUCCAGUGAAGAUCCCCGGUUCCCAGACGAUGGAAAAGUGGAACUGUUGCUUUCUGACAGCCCAGAAAAGAUUAGAGGCAGAGAGCUGUGGCACAACGGACGCGGUGUGACGGUGGACUAUGACACCUUGGACCCUCUGGUUAGGCGAGAUUCGUAUCAAGACACGUCUCCUCUUGAAGCAGCCCCACCUCAUCUCCUGGACCCUGCAAAUGGCAGUUUCUAUGCCAGAGUGACGAAGAAGAGUAGUGAGGAAGGAGCCUCGUUCUCCCUGACCACUAGCAGCCCCAGCAGUGACCGAACUCCGUCUGCCAGCAGUGAUUCGGGCCUGUCCGUUGCCUCGCAGGGCCGGACCGGAGCAGGACAGAGGAGAGGGGCUGCAGGGGAGAAGAGCACCCAGGCAGGGAAGCUGGUCUCUGCGGUGGACUUUGAGAUCGCUCAGCCUCUUCUGGAGGUCAUGACUGAGCUUGCUGCCAGUGGAAAGGAGGUGGAGAUGGCUGGAGAUGAGUCUGGACUGGGCCUUACUAUCAAUGGAGAGGCUUCGUCCAGCGAGAGGGAAACUGACAUAUUAGAUGAUGUGGAUGAGGUGGAUGGUGAAGCGGCUUCUGCUUUAGAAAUGCCGAGCUCGAGCAGCAUCUGCUCCCUCUCCUCCGACAACCUGCCUGAACCUCAAACUGAGUACUCGACACACUCCUGGGUGCGGCAGCAGCAGAUGAUUGACGCUGACACUGAUGCCCAGCUUGCGGUUGAUGGGGGAGAGGGGGUGAACAGGGUGAGAAAACAGAGGCCGCCACCUCUGGUUGUUCCUGACACACCAGCUCGAGGAAUCAGCAGCAGGGAAGCAGUGCAGAGAGGGCUGGCGGACGAGGACAGAGCACACGGUGUCACACAAAACACAGACGUUACACACGACAUACAGUCUAUCAGUAAUACACACGCUUCGUCUUGCCAAGAAGAGGAUUUGGCGUCGUUGACCACAGACGUUGAUGAGUCCAUAGAGCAGCUGAACCAGCUGAUUUUGGAUUUGGACCCCACCUUUGAGCCUGUUCCGACCCGCUGUGCCCCCCUGUCCCGCUCCGCCUCCCUACACACCAAUGGCCUGAGCCACAAGGGAAAUACCCAUCUGUCAGGUUGGAGGCAGCAGAAGCAGGUCAGUGAUGUGGUGGACUAUGCUGGUCUCCAUAGUCCAGGAUGGAGAGGGCGUGGUGCUCAGAGCCUUAGAGGCCCCCCUGCCUACAGUCCUUCCUUCUCAUUAACUCAGCAUGGGCAUCUGUACAAAACCAACAGUGUGGACUAUCAGGGACACACAGAGAGCUCUGACAUCGUCCCUCCAACGCCGGCCUUCCCAGUGUCUCCUCCAACGCCCUAUGUGAAGCAUUUCUCAGAGUUUUCCCAGCUCAGGACUGGCGGACAGUGGGACCAACACAGAUGGGCACAAGAUUCCCGGAGUUUCCUGGACAGCAUGAACCACGCUUCCACAGAGGGAGACCUCUUCAGAUCAGAAGUGCCGGUCACUCCCGCUUCCUGUCAGAGGAUCUUUGGCUCCAUGAGCUCGAUGUCAUCAGAGAGCCCCCUCCCACAAACAGACAGUUCCACUCCUCCUCCUGUGUGGCACGACCGGACUCCAAACUCCCUUAACUCCCCGUACCCGCCCCAACCCUCACCCCCUCUCUCGCUCAGCUCUCCCAAUGCCCACAGCUCUCCCCGGGGGGCUCUGAAAGGCCUGGGUGGAGGUCUGGGGGUCCACAGGGAGACAAACAGCACGGACUUGUCCUCGUUGUUGUUGGGUAACGGCAGCCUGGAGCACAGCCUUCUGGAGGCCAUGGAGGGCCUUGGGAGUCUGAACCUCGGGGGGCACGGGGGCCUCCCUCCACUGCUGCCUGAGAAGAGGAAAGUGGGUGAGGGGAUAGAGCUUGGCUCCCACUCCCCCUCUGUAAGCGGGUUUUCCAGCCCCCACAGUGGCAGCAGUCUCAGCAUCCCAUUCUCAUCCUCCAUGACACCUGACCCCCUCAGAGGACUCGGUGGGGCCCCGUCGCCAGGAGCAGACGUUGGCAGUAAGCAGGACACUGUGAAGUUUGUUCAGGACACCUCCAAGUUCUGGUACAAGCCCGACAUUUCUAGAGACCAAGCCAUCGCAGUGCUAAAGGACAAAGAGCCGGGCUCGUUCAUUGUCAGAGACAGUCAUUCAUUUCGCGGGGCGUAUGGCUUGGCCAUGAAGGUGGCCACCCCUCCUCCGUCUGUGCUGCAGCAGAGUAAGAAAGUAGGGGACCUGUCCAAUGAGCUGGUGAGACACUUCCUGAUAGAGUGCACGCAGAAAGGAGUUCGUCUGAAGGGCUGCCCCAACGAGCCGUACUUUGGAAGUCUCACAGCUCUGGUUUGCCAGCACUCCAUCACCCCUCUGGCUCUGCCCUGUAAACUCAUCCUGCCUGACAGAGACCCGGUGGAGGAGCUGAAUGACUCGUCUGCACAGACGUCGACAAACUCAGCUGCUGAACUCCUCAAACAGGGAGCAGCGUGUAACGUCUGGUACCUGGGCUCUGUGGCCCUGGAGUCUCUGACGGGACACCAGGCGGUUCAGAAGGCGACCACACUGACGCUCUCCAUGGACCCCCCGCCAGCGUCCACCGUCGUCCACUUCAAAGUGUCGGCGCAGGGGAUCACGCUCACUGACAACCAGAGGAAGCUGUUCUUCAGGAGACAUUACGCAGUGAACACCGUCAUCUUCUGUUCUCUGGACCCACAGGGCAGGAAAUGGACAAGAGGCAGUGGCUCUACUGCAAAGAUCUUUGGAUUUGUAGCCAGGAAAUCUCAGAGUGAGACAGAAAAUAUGUGCCAUCUGUUUGCCGAGCACGACCCCGAGCAGCCGGCGAGCGCUAUCGUCAACUUUGUCUCAAAAGUCAUGAUUGGGUCACAUAAGAAGUAAGGACGAAGAGACUCACAGCAGAGUGAGAGGGGAUCAACUUCCAACACCAACAACUUUUCCCCCCAAGAGGCAAAAACUCUGAACCCGCACACUCCAGAACCUGGUCCUGUUGGCCCAUCCUGCAGAAUAAACUUGUGUAUUUUGUACUGCGUGAACUGCAGGAUGUUGCCACCAGAGGGAGCCAAGACUGUCAUGUAUGAGGUUUAAUACAUCAGCAGAAGGCUGUAACUACUUUAAGAUGCAUUCUUGGACAUUUGUGUAAAAUUUGUAUAAAAUCACACUUUUCUGAAGUAUGAAAACCAGAUUUGGUCAUAUUUUGACUAUUUUAUUUGACCUGUAUCUGUAAACUUACUCAAAAUGUACCAUAUUACACUUUCUUUAGCUGCAGCCGGCAUUCACAGCUGACAAACAUAACACGUUUAUUUCUGAUUACUUUGGGUGAAGAUCAAAUAUUCUACACAUAAACACACAUUUUUAAGCACUACUAUGAUUCUGAAACCCCUUCCCUUGAAAAAAUGUGUAAAUCCAAACCACAGGCCAAUUUUUUUUUAGAUGUUAAAACAAAACCAACUUUACUGCCACAUGACAAAGCCAGUAAUGCGGUUGCCUUGGACUUAAGAUGGAUUUAUUGUGUUGUGUUUAUAGUAUUUAUCCCUUUUUACAGAUGUGUAAAAGUCUUUCUUUUUGCUAAAUAUAAUUGUCAUAUAUUUUUGUAUAUUAACACAUACUGUAAAUUAGGAUUAAAGGCAGCAUCCCUCAGAAUGUACACAAUCAUGUCACAUAUUGUAGGAAGGAUAUGAUGUCGUAUUUUACAUAAGAGACUGCAUAAGAUGUCCGGGUAUACUUGUUGUAUUACUAAUAUAGAUGUCAAUAUGUUCCUUUGACAGUAACACAGUAAUACAGAUGUAUAUACAGUUGUUGUGCCAUGAAGAAGUCAUUCUGAUUUUCGCUAUUAAGAGAUCAAAUACACUCACUGUGAUGUCAAAGUUUUAGUGCCCCUCAGUAUAUUUUUCCAUCCACAUCUUCCUCGAGUCCUCGAAGUGAUCUUGUUUACUGGUUUGUGAAUGAACUAUGAUCAGUUACCAAAGCAUCUCUAACCCUGACAUCUCAUUAAACUGCUGGUGAAGUCAUAUGGAGACAAACACAUUUUCUUACUUACCUCCUGGACAUGCAGUUUGCUGUGGCACUCAGCCCCAAGCCCACUGGUUCCUCCUGAGGAUGUCAAUCUUUAAAACAGCUCACAAACAUAUAGCUUCAUGUAAGCAGGGAAAGGCUCAGGAAUUUCUUGAAACAGCUUCUCCCUGUAGUUUUUUUAUUGAAUGUUACUCAGAUAAGAAGAGAUAGUGCUUUUGUAGGGCACUAUUUCAGCACUGUAUUAAUCCACAGUUGGUGUUGUAGUGAGUAUUUGUGGCAGCAGGACGGUGUAUUUGGGACUGAGUGAAAAUAACUGUCAGUGUGUGUGUUCAUGGUAAUGAAGGAACAUGUCAGCCAGUGCAGCAGUGUGGCUCAAGGAUGUGUUUGAAUAGACAGUGAUGGAGCUGUAAGGUACAGGGGAAGAAGACAAAUCAGGCUUUGAUGCAAAGACAAUACCUAUUAUUAGAGAGACAGAUAUCUCCAACCAAACAACACCAAACUGUUCUGUUUGUCUCCAUAAAGUAUCACUGAGGUGAGUGAAUGGCUGCUUUAUGAUUGGGCUGAAUUGACCCUUUAAAGUCUAAAGUUGUAGUUUCCAGGUUCCCCAAUAGAUGGCAGUAAUCAGCCGUUAAAUUUCUUCCUGCCUGCCGAAUGAAGUGUGGAUGAGUUGAGUGUAGCUAGAGUGGCCAGAACUUGAAGGUAUUUCACAAAUCCCAAGCUUCUUUGUGGAAAAUGUGUUUGCUUUUCUCUUCCUUCUCACUUUUAUAAUCACACUAGUUGUAUACCAAGAAACAGCUGCAGAUGGAGCUGAGCAGGUCCACACAUGCAAGAAGAACCACCCUCUUGAAUAAA
Molecule: messenger RNA, 5767 nt
Organism: Chelmon rostratus (copperband butterflyfish)
Lineage: Eukaryota; Metazoa; Chordata; Actinopteri; Chaetodontiformes; Chaetodontidae
Gene: tns3.2
Product: tensin-3
Exons: 26
Coding region: 20-3781 (1253 amino acids)
Molecular function (GO): protein binding
Source: RefSeq, a predicted model, not a curated record